Phyllopteryx taeniolatus (common seadragon) is the source of this 856-nucleotide messenger RNA. It is a transcript of the gene zswim7, whose product is annotated as zinc finger, SWIM-type containing 7. NCBI's taxonomy places the organism in Eukaryota, Metazoa, Chordata, Actinopteri, Syngnathiformes, Syngnathidae. Gene Ontology annotation, molecular function: zinc ion binding. Gene Ontology annotation, cellular component: Shu complex. Bases 108 to 551 code for a protein of 147 amino acids. Gene Ontology annotation, biological process: double-strand break repair via homologous recombination. The transcript is spliced from 5 exons. The record is from RefSeq and is a predicted model, not a curated record.
CAUGGCUUCCAUAGGAACCGAACUCUUUUUUUUACCGGAAGUCUUUGACCGGACGACGUACUCGAUUGGUGAAUGACUUCCGUAAACAGACGUCUUCGUGGCGAAAAAUGCCCGUCGUAUUACCAGUUGUGGCAGAACAGCUUUUCCGAGAUAUCCGUAAAACAUACCGAGAAACUUCUCAAAUUCCUGAUGACUUACUGAUUGCGCUGAAAUUUGUUUUUGGGCCCUGUGCAAUACAAGCUUUGGAUCUGGUUGACCGGCGCUCAGUCACCUGUUUGUCAUCUCCCAGUGGACGUAAAGCCUUCCAGGUCGCAGGAGCCUCGGGGGGUCUGUACACUUGCUUCUCGUCCUGCCACUACUGCUCGUGUCCUGCCUUCGCCUACGCGGUGCUGCGGAGGAAUGAAGGCCUGCUGGUGAGGAUCUCACAGGAAGACAAACACUGCAAACACAUUCUGGCCGUGUACCUGUGUGAGGCCACGGGCGUGACUCGCCCGCAAAGUGCGUCAGAUGAGCAGAUGACAGCGCUGCUCAGUGGGACGUCGUCGCUGUGAGUCCCACGUAUGUUCCGCUUGGAUGCCGAUCACGAUGGUGGCGAUGGAGGACAGGAACAGCGUUACGUUGCUUUUCUUAUUCCUCUCUUUUAUAUUUUGGCCUCCCUCAAGAGUUCCUAAUCUGUUUCCAGGGAAACAUCUGUUCACUGAGGUUGCACUGCUUUAUUUUCAGCUUCCUCGUUGGGAAACAGUGAGACGCUGCACGCUCGUAUGUUUUUUUUCCUCCUUUGAAAAGCUUGUUUUAUCUGUCAACAUAUUGUACGUAAAUGACUUUCGGAAUAAAGUCAGAUCAUGGACGACAUAAA